UAUAUGCAGAUAGCUGCCAAUCCAGAACAUUUUUGGCUAUAUGAGACAAGUUUGUUUUUAUUGAGCUGUGUAUAUAUAUUUUUAGCUAACUUUCAUCACGUGGCCUCUCUGCAACUUCAUUAACAUAAAUGAUAAAUCUCAGUUAGUUCCUAUCUCUCUCGUCUCCUUCCUCCCUUCUCUCUUUCUGUCUACUUUCACACAAGAAAUGUGUGAUCAGUUUGACAAAUCAUGAGUUCCUCCUCAAGUCUUAAACUCCAUUUUUGGUGGAGAAUUCUUGCUGUGGUUGAGUUUCUUGUGGUUCAAGCUUUGGGGUUAAACACAGAUGGGAUUCUCUUGCUGUCUUUCAGGUAUUUGAUUCUUAGUGAUCCUCUAAACGUAUUACAAAGCUGGAACUCCGCCGACCAGACGCCUUGUUCUUGGAAUGGAGUAACUUGUGGAGCAGUAAGCAACUCCAUUAAAGGCGACCUUCGAGUUACAGGCUUGUCUCUUCCCAAUUCUCAGCUUCUUGGUUCAAUUCCAUCCGAUCUGGGCUUACUUCAACACCUUCAGAAUCUUGAUCUUUCCAAUAAUUCUCUCAAUGGGUCUCUCCUUGUUUCCUUAUUCAAUUCAACCCAGAUUCGGGUUCUUGAUUUGUCAAACAAUUUGAUCUCCGGUGGAAUACCAGAAACCAUUGGAACUCUGCAAAACCUUCAAUUCCUUAACCUUUCCGAUAAUGGAUUGACGGGGGCUUUACCUGCAACUCUUACUACUAUCCAGAAUCUAACUGUUGUUUCUCUGAAGAACAAUUACUUUUCAGGGAAUCUCCCAAGUGGCUUCCAAUCUGUUCAAGUUUUAGAUCUCUCUUCCAAUCUUGUUGAGGGUUCCUUGCCACCAGACUUCGGAGGCAGCAACCUCAACUACUUGAAUUUUUCUUACAACAGACUUUCCGGGAAAAUUCCACCAGAAUUCGCCGAGAAAAUCCCCAGUAACGCUACCAUUGAUCUUUCCUUCAACAAUCUUACAGGAGAAGUUCCGGAUUCUGUCGUUUUCAAGAACCAAGAUUCCAAAUCUUUUUCGGGGAAUCCUCAUCUAUGUGGCGAAGCAACAGAGCGUGAUUGUCCAAGUCCUUCACCAACUUAUCCUCCAGCAAUGGCCGCCAUCCCCAAGAAAACGGAUCCCGGAGCUAAAACAUCCCGGCGAAACAAGCUUAAACCAGGAACAAUAGUGGGAAUUAUAGUCGGUGAUAUAGCUGGAGUUGGAUUAGUAAUUAUGGUAUUCCUUUUCGUCUAUAAAAUAAAGAGAAAAAACAGAGUACUGGAGACCACACUGAAGCAAGAAGCUAAUACAGCAUCCCCAUCGUCAGAAUCAAAAGUGUUUGCGAUAUGGGCAUGUUUAAUAAAGAGAGGAAAGUACGAAGAAGAAUCCGACAGUACUGAAGAGGAAGAAGAUGAUGAUGAUCAACGGCGAAAAGGGCAAGAAGAUGACAAGAAAGGGACGUUGGUGACCGUCGAUGGGGAAAAGAAACUUGAUCUGGAUACGUUACUUAAAGCGUCGGCAUACAUAUUAGGUGCCACCGGGUCUAACAUACUGUACAAGGCGGUGCUUGAAGAUGGGACCUCCUUGGCGGUUCGACGGAUUGGUGAGAACAGUGCGGAUGGGUUCAGGGAUUUCGAGACCCAGGUUCGAAUCAUUUCUAAACUGGUGCACCCCAAUCUGGUCAGGAUUCGUGGGUUUUAUUGGGGAGUUGAUGAAAAGCUUAUUAUCUACGAUUUUGUACCAAAUGGCAGCCUCGCCAACGCUCGUUACAGAAAAGUUGGCUCUUCACCUUGUCAUCUUCCCUGGGAGGCUCGGCUAAAAAUUGCUAAAGGUGUGGCCCGUGGGCUAGCAUAUCUCCAUGAGAAGAAACAUGUGCACGCCAAUUUGAAGCCCAGCAAUAUCCUCUUAGACUCUAACAUGGAACCCAAGAUUGGAGAUUUCGGUCUAGAAAGGCUAGUAACAGGUGAUACAAGCUCUAAAGUGGGAAUGUCAGCCGUAAAUUUUGGUAGCAAGAGGUCGACAGCAUCAAGGGAUAGCCUCCAAGAUGUAGUGGGACCUAGCCCCAGUCCAAGUCCAAGCCCGAGCUCAUUUGGUGUAUCGCCGUACCAUGCCCCGGAGUCACUUCGGAGCCUCAAGCCCAACCCCAAGUGGGACGUAUAUGCAUUUGGGGUGAUUUUGCUUGAGCUUCUAACCGGGAAAGUUAUAAUUGUGGAUGAGCUGGGGCAGGGAAAUGGGGUGGUGGUUGAGGACCAGAACAAGGCAUUGAGGAUGGCUGAUGCGGCUAUUCGUGGGGAUUUAGAAGGCAAAGAGGAUGCAUUGCUGGCUUGUUUCAAGUUAGGGUACCAUUGUGCAUCUCCAAUCCCACAAAAGAGACCCACCAUGAAAGAAGCCUUACAAAUUCUUGACAAAAUCCCAUCUUCUUCCCACUAUUAUGGAUACUGAUAAACCCAUUUGAGAACAUUCAGACUACCUUGCUAGUAAAAAUUGUAUGUAAUGAUUGACUUACAGGUUUUCUUUUAUUUUCUCCUUUUCUUUUUUUGUUUAUACUUUUGCUUCAAAGUUUAGGUUUAGCUGAAAAUGCAUGGUAUCGUGCAUUGGAUGAACUUUUAAAUUACAAGUUACAAACAUAAAUAAUAUAAAUCUGAAUAAUUACCACAUAAAA
Messenger RNA from Gossypium arboreum, 2677 nucleotides. RefSeq names its product probable LRR receptor-like serine/threonine-protein kinase At4g37250. Gene Ontology annotation, biological process: protein phosphorylation. The transcript has 2 exons. Lineage: Eukaryota; Viridiplantae; Streptophyta; Magnoliopsida; Malvales; Malvaceae. Gene Ontology annotation, molecular function: receptor serine/threonine kinase binding; ATP binding; protein kinase activity. Bases 229 to 2457 code for a protein of 742 amino acids. The record is from RefSeq and is a predicted model, not a curated record.